Messenger RNA from Camelina sativa (false flax), 1821 nucleotides. Its product is annotated as F-box/LRR-repeat protein 13-like. NCBI's taxonomy places the organism in Eukaryota, Viridiplantae, Streptophyta, Magnoliopsida, Brassicales, Brassicaceae. Gene Ontology annotation, molecular function: protein binding. The record is from RefSeq and is a predicted model, not a curated record.
GGGUCUCUCUCUCUCUCUCGCCCAAAUUCUUCGGAAGCCCUCAUUUUGAAAAAUUUCGUUCCAUUAAUUUGACCUACUCUUACUACUCUCUCUGUCGUGUUAGUUCCCACUUCGCGAUAAAAUCGAUUCGGGUAUUUUUGCUUUGCGUCGCACAUCACAUGGAUGGAGCUAGAAGGAAGCGUGUUCGUGUCACUGCCAAAGGAUCGAGAGGUGGAAGAACAAGUGAGGGUGAUUUGAUAAGCGAUUUGCCAGAUUCAUUGCUAUGUGAGGUACUCUUGAAACUUACCACUAAGGAUGUCGUUAGGACUAGUGUUUUAUCUAGAAGAUGGAGAAAUCUCUGGAAAUGCGUACCUGGAUUGGACUUGGAUGGUGGGGAUUUCCGUGAACAAGGCUGUGAUACGGAAAGCAGCAUGGAAAAUUGCGUGAGUUUUGUCGAUAGAUUUCUAGGUCUUCACAGUGAGUCCAACUUGGAAAGUUUUAGGUUUAACUGCCUUGGUCCUGGGGAUCGUGAGCCUGAUAAUGCUCUUAUCUGGCGGUGGAUGAACACUGUCCUCGACCUGAAAGUUAAAUAUAUUGACUAUAGCGAAGAUGCAUAUGAGAGUGAUGAGCCUCAGAUACCUCCAGCCAUUUACACUUGUCAGACUUUGGUAUCCUUACAGCUCUUUCGCGUAACCAUGUCCAGUCCCGAGUUUGUUUCUUUACCUUCUCUCAGAGUUCUCAAGCUAAGUUUUGUCAAAUUCCUCGAAGAUUUGGCUAUGGAAACGCUCAUCUCAGGCUGCACAGCUCUUGAAACCUUGAUCAUUGAUAGAAAUGCCCACGAAUACGAUCAACUACUAGUUUUACGAGUCUGUUCUCAGUCUCUGUUGAGCUUCAGUCAUUAUCAGAGCAAGGACGAUGAUUUUUUGGUAGAUACAUCAGUUGUAAUUGAUGCUCCUAGGCUUAAGUUUCUGAAGCUACAGGAUUUGCAAACUGAAAGUUUCAUAAUUAAAAAUUCCGGUUCCCUUGUUGAGGUGGAUCUCGAUUUUGUGUUUAGCUUGAAUUAUGGAAGGAAUUUUGAUCCAGGUGAUCUACCAAAGAGAAAUAUGAUUCGUAACUUUCUUGGUAGCACCUAUCUCGUCAAAGAUAUGAUCAUCUCAUCCAGGACUCUUGAGGUCAUCUAUGACUACUCUAGAUGUGAACCACUGCCCUUAUUCUGUAACCUGUCUUCCUUGCGUGUGGAUUCCACCCACGACAGUUGGGAAAUGUUGCCAAACUUUCUUGAGAGUUGCCCAAAUCUGAAAUCUCUUGUCUUGGAUUUUAGUCAUUCUUUGGACGAGGGGAGAAUCAAUAUGAUUCCUGGACCUCGGUGUGUCCUAUCAUCUCUCGAGUAUGUUAAGAUAGAAAGGCCAUUGAAAGGGGAUGAGAUGGAGAUGAAACUAGUGAGUUACUUUCUUGAGAACUCACCAAUCCUCAAGAAACUGACUCUGAGCGUGAGGGAUUACAGAAAGAAAAAAGAAUCUGUCAUCUUAAAGGAACUCAUAGCUAUUCCAAGACUCUCUUCCUCAUGCCAAGUGAUCUUUCUCUGAUACUGAUAUUAUCUGGGGCAAUUUAGACAUUAUCUGGUGGUAGUCAUCAGAUUUUUAGACUAUGAAAUUUCAAGUUUAUUCGUUUGUGUUGUGAUAAUGUUGAUGUGUUGAAACCUCGUAAGAAAAGCCACUUAAACCAAAACUGCUCACAUCUCUGAUUGUAAAUAUUGUGAAGGAAGUAAGAGAAUCUGCUUCUGUUGUAUCGAAUUGUGCAACUUUAUUUGUUAUGUGAUUAUAAAACAUUGAAACUUGACUU